AUGGGCAUUCUACUUUCGAAAAACAAGAGUGCUUCAGACGAUUUCGAACAGAUUCUGUCAAACCUGGAUAAUGACAUUCAAAAGAAGGAGAUUCAACUAACAGAAAUUAGAAUGAAGGAUCGCAGGGUUGCUACACUUUGGUUAAUUUAUUCUACUUUGUUAUGGAUAAUUUAUAUCGUGUACUACCUCUACGCAUUAAAAGAUAAAUAUGACGAUCCUGUGUUCAUGCUACUAACUGUGUCGCCAGUUCUUUUGGGGCCUAUCAGCAUAUUCUAUGUUCGAAAGGGAAUGAAAUGGAUUUAUAACAAAAGACUAUCUAAUAUUGAACAAAACUUGGUGACCCUUCGAAAAAGUCAAAAAUUAAAGGUGGAAGAAUUGAAAAAGAAGACAGCCUACUAUUCGACAAAGUCUCUGUUGGAACGAUACGAUCCCUCAUCCCCACAAAAGAAGGAAAUGGAUGAGCAAAAGAAAAAGAAAAUGGCUCAAGAAGAGGAUGAGAAGAAGAAGAAAAUAAAAGCCCAACAGCAGCAGCAGCAACAACAACAACAGCAACAACAGCACGGGGUUACAACAAGCUCCCGUGGACCAGAUGCACCACAAGACCCAGGAAUACCCAUUACACCACCAAAGCAACAAUGGUUUGAUAAGGUACUGGAUGUAUUAGUUGGUGAUGUUGGUCCUGAGACGAAAUAUGCAUUGGUCUGCUCAAGAUGCUUUGCCCACAAUGGAUUAGUAUUACCUCAAGAAGUAGAGUCAAUUGAAUAUAUAUGUCCCAAGUGCAAUAUAUUUCAUCCAUCUCGUAAAUCGCGCAUGCUUCAUCCUGAUGGACCGGUAUUACCCACUAGGUCACCUACUCCUCCUCAAGAAGAAGAAAAAGAAGUGGGUACUCCUGUUAAAGGAUCAACUGCAUUAAUUGAUAACGAUCAGCUGCGACAAAGAAACGUAGCUGCGGAUUUCGAUUAG
Mucor mucedo is the source of this 963-nucleotide messenger RNA. RefSeq lists its product as uncharacterized. The transcript has 5 exons. Lineage: Eukaryota; Fungi; Mucoromycota; Mucoromycetes; Mucorales; Mucoraceae. The record is from RefSeq and is a predicted model, not a curated record. Gene Ontology annotation, cellular component: endoplasmic reticulum tubular network. Gene Ontology annotation, biological process: endoplasmic reticulum tubular network organization. The coding region runs from base 1 to 963 and encodes 320 amino acids.